GAGCACCGGUGAGCUCUACAAGCAUGUCACUGCAGCCAGCGAGGUUGCCAUCAGCAAGCUGGGACUCGUGAUGUUGCCUGAGAAAAUUACUCUGGUGAGUGAUGAUCGCCAGGUGCUUUCCUGUGGCUUCCGUGCUGGCACAGUUGUCCACUUGGCCAUGCUUAUCUCAGGCGUGCCGCGUCCAGAUCACUUCUGGGAUUUCUGCGGGACAUCUGCAGAUGUCUCCGAGGUCCACGAUGCCUACAGCGGCGUGGUGGCCCGCCUGCGGGGCGGAGCGAAGUGUGGGCCAGCUGGUGUUGAGUUGGAUGGCCGCGAGGCCUUUGUGGAGAUCGACCCCUGGGAGUGGGCCGGGCCAGUGACCUUUGAGGCCAGGGUGCGCUACAACUCGUAUGCGCAUCAAGCUGCCAUCCUCGCUCUUGGUACAAUGCUCCCAGAUGGACGCGUCAAUGAGCUGUAUUCCAUCAUGAGCUACACAAUGUUUGUCGUUCGUCAAAGCCUUUUGAAGUUUUCAAGAGUCAUGACUGAUCAGCCAAUUGCGUUGGGUGAGUGGCUCCAUGUGGUUGCAACCGCGGCAGCUGGUACAACUGCCCUGUACAUCAACGGACGCGUGGCGGGCAAUAUCUCUGAAGGAGCAAACGCGUCGAAGGUCCUUCGCCAGGCUUUCCUGGGACGGUCUCUUUCUUCGGGCAACUUUUUGGAUGGUACCAUCGCUUACGUGCGGAUCUGGCAUGGCAUGGCGCUUCUGCCGGAGACUGUUGAGCUGCUCUAUCGGGAGUCGCUUGAAGGUCCGUCCUAG
Molecule: messenger RNA, 796 nt
Organism: Symbiodinium pilosum
Lineage: Eukaryota; Dinophyceae; Suessiales; Symbiodiniaceae
Source: the annotation of a GenBank genome assembly